Molecule: messenger RNA, 477 nt
Organism: Macrobrachium nipponense
Lineage: Eukaryota; Metazoa; Arthropoda; Malacostraca; Decapoda; Palaemonidae
Product: transmembrane protein 208-like
Exons: 3
Coding region: 152-457 (101 amino acids)
Biological process (GO): vacuolar protein processing
Cellular component (GO): intracellular membrane-bounded organelle
Source: RefSeq, a predicted model, not a curated record
GCCAUUGGAAUAGGGAAUACCGAGGUGGCGCAUAGUUUUCGUCAGGUUAAACGUCACUCUCCCGAGUCCCGUCAGGUGAGAAACGUCAGUCAGACACCUUUCGGGAAGAAGAAGAGAAAGAAAGUCCGCUCCGACAAUAACAACCGUCACAAUGAUGACCACUAAACCAGGAAAGCAAGGCACAAAAGGCCAGAAGCAGAUUCUUCAGGAAAAUACUGAAACAUUGAAUUUCUAUCGGUACAUGAUGCUCGGUGCAGCUGGUAUCUACUUCAUACUUGGGAUGAUAUUCUUUGCUGAGUUUCCUACACUAGAUUUGGUACUUAUGGGUUUUGCUGGCAUGGUGUGGUUUGCCUGCUUCCGUUUUAUGUCAUCUAUGGCCACACCCAAACUUGCAGCAGAUGGUUCUAUCCUAGAUGAAGGGUGUGAUUUGAAUAUGGAAGGUGGAUUAGCAGAGUAAGUAAUAAUGCAACAUGUGUG